Diatraea saccharalis (sugarcane borer) is the source of this 873-nucleotide messenger RNA. NCBI's taxonomy places the organism in Eukaryota, Metazoa, Arthropoda, Insecta, Lepidoptera, Crambidae. The record is from the annotation of a GenBank genome assembly.
GACAGUCUGAUAGUAGAUGAUCUUGGGUACUAAGGAUGGGUUCACACGGCAUUGUCUGCACAUUUUUUUUGUAUUUGUAUGAACUCCACAUAGAUUUCUAUGGAGUUUCAUAUAUUCGUACAUUUUUAACCGAAUAUCAGCCUGUUGCACAAAUGUCCAUUAAAAUAUUCAUUAAUGUUAACCGACAUUACCCAUACAAAUUUGAUAUUAAUUAGAGCUUAAAAACGUCAUUAAACCUUAAUGGACGUUUGUGCAACUGACCGUAUAUCUUAUAUAUCUAUGAUUGUUAUUCAAUAUGUCUCAUGAUGUCAUAAAUAAUAUUCGUUAUUGUAAUCAUAGAUUUAACCUUUGAAUAAAUUUCAAUAGAUUUUAUGACAUGAAAGUGACAUUUAAAAAUAGAAAUGUCAACAGCGAAUGAUUUAAAAGAGAAUAUUUAUCUAUUAAUAAAUAUUUUUCAAUUGUAACAAGUUUUUUAAUUAUCGAAUUAUUACGCGUCUAAAAUUAUGAAAUCCAAUAAAAGCAGAUCCGAAACCGUAGAACUGAAUGAAGAAAACACUAAUGCUAUGAGACAAAUGGAGAAUCCUAGUGUCUCAAAGGUGCAUUCUCAUUUCUUGGUGUCAUCUGAGAAAUUGGAUAAAGUCACUAGGAGAGUGAUAGCACCCUACGCGCAGAUAGAGAGAAAAGGUCUCAAAGAAGAGGAGGCGAAGGAAGGCCGCUACUUGGACUUGAACAGGUUUAAUGUUUUCUUGGAGGAUACAGUGGAUCUUGAUUCUUUGUUGUACGAAACUGCUUUAGUAUUAAAAACUAUAACCAAUAGUUCUGGUAAGUACCUCGACGUCAAUAAUAUUGUAACGUUUAUAAUUUAAUUCUAAG